Messenger RNA from Cyprinodon variegatus (sheepshead minnow), 1451 nucleotides. It is a transcript of the gene fadd, whose product is annotated as FAS-associated death domain protein-like. Gene Ontology annotation, molecular function: protein binding. The transcript has 2 exons. Gene Ontology annotation, biological process: signal transduction; regulation of apoptotic process. Bases 44 to 634 code for a protein of 196 amino acids. The record is from RefSeq and is a predicted model, not a curated record. Lineage: Eukaryota; Metazoa; Chordata; Actinopteri; Cyprinodontiformes; Cyprinodontidae.
GCAGGCGGAAGUGAAAGGAGUGUUUUGUCGGAGCUGCGGUGACAUGAGCGCCUCCAGCUUGAACUCCGUCCUGCUGGACAUUUCCAACCAGCUUCAUGAGGACAACCUGGAGAAGCUGAAGUUCCUGCUCAGAGAUGUGAUCAAGAAGCAGAAGAUGGAGAAGAUCCACAGCGGACACCAGCUGUUCGAGGCUAUGGCGGAAAGAGGCCAGCUGGGAAGCGACAGGACAGACUUCCUGUCCAACCUUCUCAAGGAGAUUCACCGAGAAGAUCUGUCCGAGCAGCUGGACAGGCUGAAGGUCCGGACUGAGGUCCCCAGCGGCGGCCUCACUGACUCAGAGAGAGCUAAACUGGACGCCGCCACGCAGGUGAUCAGCCAGAAUCUGGGCAAGAACUGGCGCAAACUUGGACGCAAACUUGGACUGAGUGAGGCGAAGCUGGAGUCCAUCGCACUGCGGCAUCCCACCGACCUGGAGGAGACGGCCAUGGAGCUGCUGAAGGAGUGGAGGAAGAGCGGAGGAGCCGGGGCGCCCACUGACGAACUGCUGGCGGCUCUGAGGGGCGUUCAGCUCAACCUGACGGCCGACAAGAUACAAGAUAAACUGAGACAGGAGGGGCUGAUGGCAGCCGACUAGAGGCGGAGGACGGGGCCGACCCGGCCGCUUUUUAAAAACAUCUUAUCAGAUGAUGAGCAACUUUUGAUUUACAGAAAGGAUCCUGGAACCAUGAUGCAGAUGAUUGGGACUGAUUCAGAGGCAGAGAGGUUAGCAUGAUGGCGGUCCGCCUCCCUCUGAGGUCACAUGCUGUCGCUUUCAAAUCCAAUCAGAAAAAGUUAUUUUCAUGAUUCAUGCUGAUAAUAAAGAUUUGCUGGACCUCCUCUGAACCCAACAGGCUACAUAAGGAAAAUCUUUAUGAGAAAAUAACUAUCUUUAUGAUCAUUUAUUAAGUGUAUGUAAAACCUGUAAAAUCUAGAUGAAUGAAAAACUAUUGCUCACAAAAUGCAUCAGGGGAAUUUAAUAUUUAAUGCAGAAGUGAUCAUUUACUAAUAGCCUUUUUAUAUGGUAGGAAAAUGCUUUGUUCUAUACUCAGAUUCAACCAACUGGUUUUCUUUCAUUUCUCGUGCUGUUUAUGCCCCCAAACCCCCCCUGGUUUGGUGAAACCAGGGGGGGGGGGCAUCAUGUCAUAUAAUGAGUGAAGAACUUUCCGCCCUGUAUAAAUCUCCGCUGCCUUGUGCCCUGUCCCUUUCUUAUGACGUCAUCAUAUGGCAACGCCACUCGGACAAACUGUAUUUCACCCGUUACUUAAGAAUCGCAUCUCUUCUGGAGUCUCAACACAUUAUUACCCAUAUUUACUAUUAUUUGACAUUUCUUUGGUACCCGACAGUAGUUCCAGGAAAGUUAAAAACAAUCCGCUGGACUUUGUUCCCAAGUUUGAAGAUGUUUUGCUUCCCAU